Pygoscelis adeliae (Adelie penguin) is the source of this 1444-nucleotide messenger RNA. RefSeq names its product lipase, hepatic (gene LIPC). Bases 1 to 1437 code for a protein of 478 amino acids. The record is from RefSeq and is a predicted model, not a curated record. NCBI's taxonomy places the organism in Eukaryota, Metazoa, Chordata, Aves, Sphenisciformes, Spheniscidae. Gene Ontology annotation, molecular function: apolipoprotein binding; triacylglycerol lipase activity. The transcript has 8 exons. Gene Ontology annotation, biological process: lipid metabolic process.
AUGACUGUUGUUAUGAAUUUCAUUUCAGAGGCACUGGGAUCACAGAGUCAGCACACUAGAACAAAGAAAGAUCAGCAAAACUUAGAAACCAAAUUUCGACUUUAUACAGAUACAACUGAAGAAGGCUGUCAGAUUUUUUUUAAUCAGUUGGAGACUCUUGACAAAUGCAGUUUCAAUGCCUCUCUUCCUCUGGUGAUGAUAGUCCAUGGCUGGUCGGUGGAUGGGAUAUUAGAAGGUUGGAUUUGGAAAAUGGCAGCAGCUCUGAAGUCUCAGCAUAAACAAAUUAAUGUGAUCAUUGCAGACUGGCUUACAUUUGCUCACCAGCACUAUCCCAUUGCUGUACAGAAUACGCGCUACAUAGGACAGGAGAUAGCAGACUUCCUGGAAUGGCUGGAGGAAUCCAUUCAAUUUUCCAGAAGCAAUGCUCAUCUAAUCGGGUACAGCCUAGGAGCUCAUGUUUCAGGAUUUGCUGGAAGUUAUAUCAGUGGUACGAACAAGAUUGGAAGAAUUACAGGCCUUGACCCCGCCGGUCCCUUGUUUGAAGGAAUGUCACCAACAGAUCGUUUAUCUCCAGAUGAUGCAAACUUUGUAGACGCAAUUCAUACGUUCACUAAACAGCACAUGGGUCUCAGUGUUGGCAUCAAGCAGCCUGUGGCUCAUUUUGACUUUUAUCCCAAUGGAGGCACCUUUCAGCCUGGCUGUCACAUCAUGCAUGUGUAUAACCACAUUGCACAAUAUGGAAUCACUGGCAUCACUCAAACUGUGAAAUGUGCCCAUGAGAGGUCAGUUCAUUUGUUCAUCGACUCUCUGCUUCACAACGAUAAGCAAAGCACAGCAUACUGGUGCAACGACAUCAACACUUUCAACAAAGGAAUGUGCCUCAGCUGUAGAAAGAACCGGUGCAACACACUGGGCUACAACAUCAGGGAGGAAAGGCUCCCAAAAAGUAGACAACUCUUUUUGAAAACAAGAGCACAUAUGCCUUUCAAAGUCUAUCAUUAUCAGUUCAAGAUCCACUUCAUCAAUGAAAUCCAAGGCAAGCAGAUAGACCCAACUUUUACCAUUUCUCUGACAGGCACUAAGGAGGAUGCUAAAAAUCUGCCCAUCACACUAGUUGAAGGUAUUAAUGGGAAUAAAACCUACUCUUUUCUCAUCACCUUGGACACUGAUAUUGGUGAGCUAAUAAUGAUCAAGUUCAAAUGGGAAGGAACUGCAGUUUGGGAAAAUAUCUGGGACACAGUUCAAACCAUAAUACCAUGGACAAAAGGCACCCGUCGACCAGGACUUAUAGUGAAGACAAUAAGAGUGAAAGCAGGCGAAACACAGCAAAAAAUGACAUUUUGUUCUCAAAGCACUGACAACGUUCACCUUCAUCCAGCCCAAGAGAAAACAUUUAUGAGGUGUGAAGAUCGCUUUCGGAGACAAAACAGAAAAUGAGCAAGAA